This is a messenger RNA of Capsella rubella, 4170 nucleotides long. RefSeq names its product DNA damage-binding protein 1b. The transcript is spliced from 23 exons. Bases 495 to 3683 code for a protein of 1062 amino acids. The record is from RefSeq and is a predicted model, not a curated record. Gene Ontology annotation, molecular function: protein binding; nucleic acid binding. Gene Ontology annotation, cellular component: nucleus. NCBI's taxonomy places the organism in Eukaryota, Viridiplantae, Streptophyta, Magnoliopsida, Brassicales, Brassicaceae.
AGAAAAAAGAAAUCUUCACCAAAUAAUCAAACUCUGAUAUUUUUUACAUUUUUGCUUUGGUAUGUCUCAUAAUUUGCAUCGAAGACGAUGUGGAGGAUAUUUGCUUGCGGAGGUCGAAGAAACUACGAAUCGAAGACGAUGUGGAGAAUAUUUACUUGUGGAGGUCGAAGAAACUGGCCUUGUCUAUAUUCUGAAUCUCAACAGCGAUGGCUUAGCUUCUUGGACUGGCAACGCCAUCGUCUCUGUGUGGCUUUCCUCGUCGUCUCUCAGCAAGGUUGAGAGUAGUCAUCGGCUUCCCUUCUUCUUCACUCGCUCUCAGUGUAGAACAUUCGAACGAGCGAUUUGGUCCCCUAUCGUCCAGCACAAUGUCUCCGCUCCAUAGGGCGAGUUGAUGUAAAUUUGAAACACUGAAGUCUACUAAAUUCGGCCUCUGUUCUUCCUAGCUCUCAUUUCUGUUGGAAGACUUGACCACUCGCCACUACCAUCUGUCUGUCAUGGCUGCUCCAAUUGAUCCAAAAACUUUUUUAUCAACAACCAGUCCGUCUAGAGGUAUACAAAGAUCCCUUACAGCUACUGGCAACUAUGUAGCAACUGUUCGCAAAGCCACCGCGGUUACCCACUCAUGUGUGGGGUGUUUCACCGGUCCUAAUGACUUAAAUCUGAUUAUAUGCAAAGGCUCUCAUGUAGAAAUCCAUCUCAUGAUCGAAAAUGAAUUACAGCAUAUAAUGGAUUUCCCUGUAGUUGGGAAAGUGGUUUUCUUGGAGUUAUCCCGUCUGCCUUCUGCAACUGAGGAUUUUCUUUACAUUGCCACAGAAUUACACAAAUUAUGUGUGGUUCGAUGGGAUUCUGAGUCUCCAAACCUGAUUACGAUAAACGCGAUGCAAUUCCAACCAACAAAAUUAGAGACAGGGGAGGUGCUGUAUUGUCAGGGGGGAACCAUAUGUCCUCGUUCUAGCACAGUUGUUCUGUAUUCCAGUCAAAGGUGGUUGAGGGUCAUGACAGAUGUUACUUCAUAUAAAAAAUCGUCAUUUUUGUGGAGAGGUCCUAAGAUGAUGAUUUUGGACGUGAAGUUUUUGUACGGACAUAGUAGCCCUACGAUGGCAAUACUUUUCCAGGGAGAUAAUGGUAGUUUCGGUGUUAAAGUGUAUGAGGUUAUAGAUAACAACUUCAACUUGAAGGGAUGGCAACUACCUGAUAAUGUAGUAGAACCUACACUUUUGAUACCUGUGCAUCAAGAUCCAUAUGGAUUUCUUAUCAUUGGAAAAGAACUUUUUGUCUACUGUAAGGAACAAGCAACAAAAACAAAACGCAUGGGAUUUUUCAACAUAAAAGCCUAUGGAAGAUUUCAUACAGAUACCAGAAAGCAUAGUUAUCUUCUCGGGGACCAUAGUGGGCAUCUUCUCAUGAUAGAGCUUCCACAGCUCACGCAUAGGAUCUUGGGCAGAAUAUCAAUACCCUCAUCAAUAUCAUAUCUUCGCGAUACAAUUGUUUUUGUCGGCUCAUGUUCUACUGAUUCACAGCUCAUAAAGAUCAAUCAUCUAGCAGAUCUCCAAGUAUUGAAUACAUAUGCCAAUUUGGGUCCAAUAAGUGAUUUUUGUGUAAUCAAUAAGAGUGGAGGUCAACGGAAAUUACUUAUGUGCUGUGGAAGCAAUGAAGAAAGUGCUAUCGAGUUGUUUUACACUGGCACGGGAAUCAAACCUAAGAACUUUACUGAACUCCCAAACGUCAGAAAUGUCUGGCCACUGAAAUCUUCCAUCUUAGAUGAUAAUCACACGUAUCUUGUACUUCAGACAUUGCAAGAAGUUAUUUUCGUGUACACCAUUGUCAACGAUGGCUUUGUUGCUCACAAUUUUAGUGGUUUCAUAUCUGGUUUAGCCACUUUAUGCUGCCAAAAUGCCAUUUAUAAACAAUUCAUACAAGUUACUCCAAAAUCAGUGAGAUUGAUUUGUUCUAAGACUGGACUUCUGAAGCAUAUAUGGACUGGUAAAUCAGAUAUAGAUUGUGCAUCUGCAACUGUUAGUCAGAUUCUCGUAGCAACUGGAAACUAUUUGAAUUACUUUGAAAUUAGAGAUGGAGAUUUGCUGUUAGUAAAAGAAAUUGAUCUCGGAUAUACUGCUGCAUGCCUCGAUAUAAGCUAUCUUGGCGAGAAUCGACAUUCCAGCAAGUUAGCUGCGGUAGCAACUUGGUCAGAAAACAAAGCACGGAUUUUUUCGCUUCCAAAUUUGACUCUUCUCGCGGAAGAGCAAUUAAGCUGUCUACCCCGGUGCAUCAUUCUCUGUGCAUUUGGAAUGGAACCAUACUUGCUGUGUGGUUUAGGUGACGGAAGUCUAUUCAGUUUCAAGUGGAAGGAAGAGAGCUUCCAGUUAGAAGAUAAAACCUCUGUUUCAUUAGGGCGUUCAUGUCUUACAUUGCGCAAAUUUUCAUCAGAUGGUGAAGAUUAUGUGUUUUUCUCGACACCUACCAUGCCAAGUAUAAUUUUCUACAAGAACGAUAAGCUGCAGCACGAGACCUUGAACCUAAUGAAUAUUUUCGACGCAUGUCCGUUUCAAUGUGAUUACGUGAAAGAUGGUGUCGUAGCUACUGGGAACGAUGGAUUUGUAUUUUGCACAUUAGGAGAUAUUGCGGAAUCUGGCAAGACUGUGAUUGCAUCAUGUGUUAGACGGAUAUGUCACCAAGAAGAAACACAAUCCUAUGCCAUCAUUGUUGAAGAGAAGGAACAGACGAAAAGACAUCGCAUCCUUUUACUCGAUGAUCAACUCAACACAUCAGCCUCAUAUAAGUUGGAUGAACAUGAAAUUGGAUUGUCAAUCAUUAGUUCUCGGUUUGCAAAUGACAAUCGUUUUUAUUACUGCGUUGGAACAUCAUUCAGUGUGCCAGGGGAGGAUGCUCCAAUCAAGGGGAGGAUUUUAGUUUUACUUGUUAUAAAUGGGAAACUGGUUCGUGUCACUGAAUUUCCAACUGAUGGCGCUGUGCACUAUCUCAAAAACUUGCACGGGGGACUUUUGGUCAAUAUUUCUCAUACUACACCUCGUUUCUUUGAGUGGAUGCAAACUGUUCGUGAGCUGAAUGAAAAUCCCGAUGUUGUUGAACCAGAAGGUGUGGAAGAGAGAUUUUCUUCUAUGUGCUCAUUGUCACAAAAGGUUAAGUACAAGUUAGAAGACAUUGUUAUUGCACCAGAGAAUCGGAAUAACCACACUGCUAUUCUAAUGAUGGAAAAUGAGGUUCUUUUUUCUAGCAAUGCUAAGUACAUCAUCAUGUCUUAUAACGGACUAGACAACAUGGUUGGGCAAUGGUACUCAGGGGAAUUUAUAACCCAAAUAAAGUCGGGAACACUUUCCAGACUAGCCGACGAAGAUUACGCUCAGGUUCCAUCAGUUUUAUUUUCUACAACUACCAGCGCAAUGAGAGUCAUAGUGUCCUUGCCAGAUGGAGUCUAUUCGUAUCUGCAGAAUCUCGAGAAGAAGAUGAGGGCGGCAAGAAAGAAAUGGGACCAUUUUGUAGAGCUUAGUGGGCACAGAUGUAUUGAAUUAGAAAAUGCUCGGGACAGAAAGUUCAUUGAUGGCGACUUUCUGGAGUCUUACAUGACUUUGUCUGAGGAACUGCAGUGGGAAAUUGCUAAUGACAUGGGCAUUGAUGUUCCAACGCUGAUUAAAAUACUUGACUAUCUUGCCCUAUUUCAUUAACAGUUCUGCAGGCAGGGCUCAGAGACUCCAAGUUUUGAGUUUGAUGGAAUGGUAAGCAUAAUGUCUCCUACGACCUAAGAACACUGUUGCAAUUUUGUGUGUUUCAUUCCUGCUUUUGGAAUACUCCAAAAGCAAGUUGGUUUUGUUCUUUCUUGUUUGGUUGCCUAUGCAUUGACUUUUUAGUUGGAUGUCUUAGGUUGGCGAAUUCUUCUACAAACAGAAGAGAGGACAUGGUAUUGUGCAUACUCAUUAUGUUACAGACUGUGUUAUGAUGAGAGAUUUGCAUACGCUAAGUAGUUAAUGGUUCUUGUCAAGUAAUGAAUGCAAGCUUAUGGAUUUGAUGUUUUGUGCUUGUGUGGCUGCCUCGUUUCUGUGGAAGUCGUAUUUAGACUCGGAUAAACUUGUGUUUCUUGUGUUGUGUUACUCUAGUAUCUCUUUGACGUUAUCUAUUUAGCGAACUUUAAUGCAACUGGUUCUUUGGCAAAAA